This is a messenger RNA of Hermetia illucens (black soldier fly), 648 nucleotides long. Its product is annotated as histidine-rich glycoprotein. Bases 240 to 539 code for a protein of 99 amino acids. The record is from RefSeq and is a predicted model, not a curated record. Lineage: Eukaryota; Metazoa; Arthropoda; Insecta; Diptera; Stratiomyidae. The transcript is spliced from 3 exons.
CAGUCACUCUUCCACAUUUCCUCAUACUGCACGCAAUUGGUGGAGAAAAGAAUUUUCCGCAAAUGCACUUUUGAAAGCGAAAUCGGAAAUAUCCAUGGUGGAAGCUGGCGCUACCACCAAGGAAGUUACAUGGACUGUAUAAAAAGCUACUGCUUUCCAUUUUCAAAGCAUUGCAGUCAUUACUUCUUGAGUGAGUAGGCAUAAGUGAAUUUUAGUUGGGCUUCCGAGGAUUCCGUAGAAUGAAUUUGAAGUUGACGGUGUUGUUGAUUAUGAUGUGCAUAAUCACAUUUUUCCAGGAAGGUUCCAGUGAACAUUAUAAAAAGAAAAAAGUUGUCAUCCAUGUCCCGAUACAUAUUAAGGAACACAAACACGUUCACACUAUCGUCAAGCAUGUUCAUCAUCACCACAAGCCUAUCAUAACUAAGGAAGAAAAGAUUAUUGAAACCCCGAUUCAUAUUAAGGAAGAAGAAGCCCAUGAACACUUUCAUCACCACUACAAGCACGAAGAACCUCAUGAGGAAGGACAUAUUUUUGAAUGAAAUAAAAUUUUUUUUAAUUUAGUGAGACGUUUGUUAAGUUUUAUGUUAUCUAUUUACCUUCAAAUAAUUUUUAUUUGAAUUUCCAAAUAUAAACAGAUUUUUUCGGAAA